UUCUCAGAUCCAUGAUCAAAAGACUAUAUUACCUGUGAGAGCAACAGCAAGGAUAUGUUACCUGUGAGAACAGCAACAAAAACAACAGGAGUUAAACCCAGAGAUGUGAAGGGAAUCUUUCCUCUAAUGAUAAUAAUGGUGAUAAUUUUCUUGCUGCUUCUGUUCUGGGAAAAUGAACUGAAUGAGGAAAUGAUGCAGCUGUCAACCUUAGAGCACAUGCAUGUGGACUACCCUCGGAGCCACCUUCCUUCAAGGUACUGCAACUACCUGAUCAUAGAAAAAGUCAUCAGGGAACCUGACCACACUUGUAAAAAGAAGCAUGUCUUCAUCCAUGAGAGGCCUCGAAAACUCAAUAGUGUUUGCACUUCCCCCAAGAAGGUGCCUUGCCAAAACCAUUCCGCCACUUUCUGCUUCCAGAGCGAGACAAAGUUUCAAAUGACCGUCUGUCAGCUCAUUGAAGGCACCAGAUAUCCUGCCUGUAGGUACCACAUUUCCCUCACAGAGGGGUUUGUUCUUGUCACUUGUGAUGAGGUGGGGCCAGUUAAUUUCCAGGGAUAUGUUGAGUGACUUGAGGUUAUAUAACUCAGCUCCUGAGGCUGAGAUCCUCUCGUCUCCUCUCUCAGUGGCACUGGGGCUGGGUGUCCAGAGGCAGACUGGAACUGUGGACAUGGGGGACUACCUUGAGUGAAAUGGGUAGCCACUGGCAAUUAUUAAUAAUUUAUCCUUCCAGUAUUGCUGAGUUGGAA
This is a messenger RNA of Microcebus murinus (gray mouse lemur), 746 nucleotides long. RefSeq names its product ribonuclease A family member 12 (inactive) (gene RNASE12). Gene Ontology annotation, biological process: defense response to Gram-positive bacterium. Lineage: Eukaryota; Metazoa; Chordata; Mammalia; Primates; Cheirogaleidae. The record is from RefSeq and is a predicted model, not a curated record. Gene Ontology annotation, molecular function: RNA nuclease activity; nucleic acid binding.